Caretta caretta (loggerhead turtle) is the source of this 3694-nucleotide messenger RNA. RefSeq names its product high-affinity choline transporter 1-like. Gene Ontology annotation, molecular function: choline:sodium symporter activity. Lineage: Eukaryota; Metazoa; Chordata; Testudines; Cheloniidae. Gene Ontology annotation, cellular component: plasma membrane. The record is from RefSeq and is a predicted model, not a curated record. Gene Ontology annotation, biological process: transmembrane transport; acetylcholine biosynthetic process; choline transport.
GUAUGUGAUCAAACGGUUCACAGCCACUGUGCUGCAGCCGUUAGUUUACACAGAUAGAACCUGCUAGCAACCAGCUCCUUUCACCCACCUCUCCUCUUCAUGCAGGUCCAUGUGUCUGCCCCACCCUACACAAGCUGUCAUGAAGGUCCUCUCCUAGGCCAGCUGGCCUGACUCCCUUGCACCACUCAACUCUCCAGACACGCCCUUAGUGCUGCCUGCUUCACUACUGCCUGCCUGCUUCUCUGGCUCCUGCAGCAGCAGCAUCUACUGUCUGCCACUACCUCUCUGCUCUGGCUUCUGUCUGCUCCUGCUCCUAGACUCACCCUCCUCCAUCACUCCAGCUCUGACACAGCCAAUCAUCACCCACCUGACCACCCCGCACCCACUCUACCCCAACUAGCCUCCCACUACUGCUAUUUCCUCCCCACCUCCCAAGGAAACCAGAAGUUAACUGGCUGGAACAGGUUACUCUCUAUUAUGAAGAGCUGCCUCGUUAGAUGUUGUUUCUUCAAAUGGGUUUCUGCAGUGGAAGCAAACAACCUGGGUUGGAGGAGCAUAUAUCAAUGGUACAGCUGAAAUUGUCUAUCUUCCCACAAGAGGACUAGUGUGGGUCCAGGCGCCAAUAGGAUUUGCUUUGUCCCUUGUUAUUGGUGGCCUCUUCUUUGUAAAUCCAAUGAGAUCCAAAAAUUAUGUGACAAUGAUGGAUCCUCUCCAAGAAACAUACGGGAACAUGAUUGGAAGCCUUCUCUUUAUUCCACCUUUAAUAGGAGAUAUAUUCUGGUUUGCAGCUAUUCUUGCUUCAUUAGGGGCAACAAUGAGAGUCAUUUUGGAUAUUGGAGGCUAUUUGGCCAUAAUCAUAUCGGCAUGCACUGUUAUACUCUACACUUUACUGGGAGGGCUGUACUCAGUUGCAUACACAGAUGUGAUACAGCUGAUUUUUAUUGUGCUCAGCCUGUGGAUCUGUGUCCCAUUUGCCCUGCUCAACUCUGCAACAGAAAACAUUUAUUACACUGCUGCUCAGGAAUCCUACCAAGCCCCUUGGAUUGGGCAAGUACAAACAGAAUAUCUUGGAAGGUGGCUGGAUGACUUCUUAUAUCUGAUUCUUGGAAGUAUCCCGUGGCAAACUUAUUUCCAACGAGUUCUCUCAGCCUCCUCACCAAGACAAGCAAGGCUCAUUUCCUAUCUCUCUGGAUUGGGGAGCUUUUUAAUGGCCAUCCCCUCUGUGCUCAUAGGGGCCGUAGCAGCAUCCACAGACUGGAAUCAGACGAGCUAUGGUCUUCCAACACCAGUGGAGAGAGGAGAGUCAGCCAUGAUACUGCCAUUGGUGCUGCAUUAUCUCUGCCCGACCUACAUUUCCAUUGGCGGCUUGGGAGCGAUCGCUGCUGCCGUCAUGUCUUCUGCAGAUUCAGCCCUUCUCUCUGCCAGCUCUAUGUUUGCACACAACAUCUACAGAAAAAUUCUUAGGAAACAGGCUACAGAGAAAGAAGUUGUCUCUAUAAUGAGGGUCUCCAUGGUGGUUUUUGGGGCAGCAGCUGCAGGCCUGGCUUUUUACUUCCAUUCUAUUUAUGAUCUGUGGUUCUUGAGUGGUGAGCUGGUGUACACCCUUCUCUUUCCCCAGCUCUGCUGCGUCCUCUUCAUUCCCAACACCAACAUAUAUGGCUCAGCUGCUGGAUUCUUCUUCGGGUUCCUGUUAAGGCUGCUGGCAGGGGAACCUUCCCUGAAAAUCCCCCCUAUAAUCCACUACCCAGGCUGCUCCCUUGUGGACGGCGUCUACGUUCAGCUGUUUCCUUUUAAAACCUUCACCAUGCUUCUCACUUUGGGGACUAUUGUCGCUGUUUCAUACCUGGUGGCGUUUUUGUUUAAGAGAAACAUCCUCCCUCGCAGGUGGGAUGUUUGCAGUGUAAUAAAAGAAAAUGGUGCAUUCACCCACCCGCCCUGCGCCAGAUAGGAGAACAGGUGAAUUUACAAGCACCUAUGCUACUAGAGAAUCAUGAUUAAAUGCAGGGCAUCACUGAGCAUUCUGCAGUUAAGUUAGCAGGUUAAUGACAUUUCUUUUCCAGUCUUCUCUCGCCAGUCAUGAAUUAUUUGGUAGAUUCACAAAGAAAACAAUAAUUCCAUUUGCACUAUUAAAAGGAAUGAAGUCAGAAUAUGCAACAAUUUAAGGGCAUCUGGUGAAGGAACUUGAUCUUGCAGUGGUUAGAAUUGUUAAUAUAAUGAAAUAACGCAAUGCUUCUGCAUGUUCUUGGUACUAGGAGCUUGAAAAAUGCAGUAGGGAUGAGAGGUUACAAAGUGAGUUGCCACAGAUGUGAACUUCAUACGUGACACCUCCACAUCACACAACAAAGGGGACUGAUUGAUCCUUUAACAAAUUGUAUUUUAUUCAUAAGACACACACAGGCUGAUCCUGCUCCCAUUGCAGCAAAUGGGAAUUUUACUACAGACUUCAAUGGGGAUAGCAUCAGGUCUAUGAAAGUAUAUAGACAAGUAUGCUACCUUUUGAAUUUGAUAUAGUCCCCAGUAAAAUGGCAAAGCCAUCUGUUGGGGGAGAGAUCAGAUGCAGAAAAAAAUAAGUCACCCACUACUUUUACAAUGCAUAAAUUAUAUAUUGGACCAACCAGGCUGUUGAAAUCAAUACUUUACAUUAGCUAGACUGAAUUUUACAGACGUAUGGUCUAAUCACAGUUUAAACAGAAGUCUGGAAGCCGGAAAUUCCUGAGUUCUAUAUAAGCCUUUGCCAAUGACUUCCUCUUGUGGUCUUGGUGAAGUCAUUUAAACUAUGGUCCCCAGUUUUAUUAUCUGCAAAAUGGGGAUAAUGGCCCCAAUUCAGAAUCUCACUUAAUCACAUGCUUACCUGUAAGCAACUGAGCAAUCUUAUCUCUGUUUAGCAAAGGACUUCAGCACAUGCUUAACUUUAAGCACGUGAGCAGUCCCUCUGACUUCAGAUUUUGAACAUGCUGAACUGCUUUGCUGAACCAGGAAUGACAAUACUUAUCUACAUCACAUGAGGUGGUGAUGAUUAAUUAGCUAAGGUUUGUAAAGAGUUUGAAGAUGAAAAGUUUUAAGUAAGGAUCCACCCACUCCAGCUUUCACUGAAGUCAUUCAAAACUGCCAGUGAUUUGAGUGGGAGCAAAAUUGUGUUUGUACACUGAUUUGAACAUAGAAGGCACUAGACAUGGAUAAUUACCAUUAAAUCUCGGUUACCAUAUAAAGACACAAACAUAUUACCCAAAAAGAAGGUAAUGUAAUUGACACAAACAAUCUCAAUCCUUAGCCUUACCACUGAGCCUGCUAACCAUCCUGGUGGCUAACAUGGACAGUUGACGCAUGUCAACUAGGAUCUAUAUUUAGACCAACUCUUUGUGUAUAGGUUCUCUGAACAUCAGUCACAUAAGGAUUCUUCAUCAUUACUAGGGCCCUACCAAACUCACAGUCCAUUUUGGUCAAUUUCACAGUCAUAGGAUUUUUAAAAUUGUAAAUUUCAUUAUUUUAGCUAUUUAAAUCUGAAAUGUCAUGGUGUUGUAAUUGUAGGGAUCCUGAUCUAAAAAGGCAUUGUUAUUGUAGGGGGGGGUUGUGGUACUGUUACUUCUUACUUCUUCUUACUCCUUACUUCUGCACUGCUGCUGCUGGUGGCGGCUGCCUUCAGUGCUGGGCAGCUGGAGAGCGGCAGCUGCUGGCUGGGAGCCCAGAUCUGAAG